Molecule: messenger RNA, 692 nt
Organism: Camelina sativa (false flax)
Lineage: Eukaryota; Viridiplantae; Streptophyta; Magnoliopsida; Brassicales; Brassicaceae
Molecular function (GO): fatty acyl-CoA hydrolase activity
Source: RefSeq, a predicted model, not a curated record
UAGGCGUACAAACACCUAAUUCGAAGAAAAAAAAUCUAAGUAGUAAAAGCUUCAUCUCAAAAUAGAAGAUAUGGAAGAUUCGUCCAUCCUCAAAGUAAGGACGUAUUUGGAAGAGCUGGCCAAAGAUAAAACCCAUUCUCACUUUCCCAGUUUCAUCCUCGAAGGCCUUCAAGUCAUUCAUGUUGGAAGAGGGAUCAUACGGUGUAAUUUGACCGUUACGCAUCACGCUUUGAAUGAAGACGGGAAUUUUCAUACUGCAGCGAUUGGUGUGCUAAUGGAGUUGAUGGGAGCCGCCGCAGUGUACUCAGUUGGAGGAUCCCAUGUCUCAGUUGAUCUCAACUAUUCGUUCUACUCCACGGCCAAAAUUCAAGAAGAAGUAAGGAUAGAAGCAAGAUUAGCAGGGAAGAUGGAAGAUCUAAAAUCAGCAAUAAUUGAGAUUCGAAGAGAAUACGAUGAAGAACUCAUAGCCACAGGUAGACUAUGGAUGAGGCUGUUGAUGACACCAACUGACUUAGAUGUCCAACACAAUGGUGUCGAUCAAGUUAGCAAGAUUUAAUUGCUCCAAUCAAAUCAAAUAUUUACCUAUGAACCAUGUCAUAUGCUAUACAUGCAAGUGGUAUGUAAAAUAAUGUGUGUUUGGACAUUGAUUAGUCUUCUCAUAUGGUUUCCUAGCCUCAAAUCAAAUUUCAGUA